Messenger RNA from Dunckerocampus dactyliophorus (ringed pipefish), 3991 nucleotides. RefSeq names its product IKAROS family zinc finger 4 (gene ikzf4). NCBI's taxonomy places the organism in Eukaryota, Metazoa, Chordata, Actinopteri, Syngnathiformes, Syngnathidae. Gene Ontology annotation, biological process: regulation of transcription by RNA polymerase II. Bases 140 to 1825 code for a protein of 561 amino acids. The record is from RefSeq and is a predicted model, not a curated record. The transcript has 8 exons. Gene Ontology annotation, molecular function: RNA polymerase II cis-regulatory region sequence-specific DNA binding; DNA-binding transcription factor activity.
GUUUAGGGUUCCCAGGUAAAAAAAAAAAAAAAAAAAAAAAAAGAGAAAGAAAGAAAAUCCGAGAGAUGCUUCCGUCGCUUGGGAAAACAAACAGCUACCCAGACACUUAAAAAAGAGAGAAACAACGAGCGGUGGCCAGAUGCAGGCAUCUGGUGAAAGAAUGAAUGCUGAUGACUGCAAUGGAUGCUCUUAUGCAUCAGGCAAUGGCAAAGAGUCAUCCACGGAGCAGGACUUUUACUGCCCAAACAGUCAAGAGUCCACCCAUUGCUCCUUCACUGCACACUCCAUCAAGGUGGAGCUGUGCAGUGAAGAUGAAUCACCACAGCCCGACAACAGAGGGGCUGUCAGACAUAGUAGCUGCGGGGAUGGCAGAACAGAGCUGACAGAAGAAGAGAGUGGAGGGCACACUGGGGUCGGACAAGGUAAUCUUUACAGUGAGAUGACCACUUCAAAUCCUGCUUCCCCUGGACCCAUUCGGCUUGCCAGUGGAAAGCUCCAAUGUGAGGUGUGCGGGAUCGUUUGCAUUGGACCCAAUGUGCUGAUGGUGCACAAGCGAAGCCACACGGGUGAGAGACCUUUUCAGUGUAACCAGUGUGGGGCUUCCUUCACCCAAAAGGGCAACCUGUUACGCCACAUAAAGCUGCAUUCUGGAGAGAAACCUUUCAAAUGCCCCAUUUGCAGCUAUGCUUGCCGGCGAAGGGACGCCCUGGCUGGACAUCUACGCACACAUGCAGUGUCUUCUCAAUUAGGGGGAAAACCUUUCAAGUGCAGCUACUGUAGUCGCAGCUACAAACAGCAGAGCACAUUGGAGGAUCACAGAGGACGCUGCCACAGUUUUCUAAAGAGCCAGGACCAGCAGGCAGCCAUCAACACACAGGCAGUGCAACAGGGUGUCGAGUCGCUAACUAUUGACCAAAUGACCAAACCUGCACACGAACCAUCCAAUGAGAAACCACACUUUGUAGAGAGAUUAGCCGUUAGCAUCACCAAACGAAAGAGGUCGACGCCACAAAAAUUUCUUGCUGAAAAGCACAUCCAUCUUGACCUGCCCGAAGCACCUUAUGAUUUGUCCUCUGGUUCAGAGAGGGAAGGAGAGCAUUUGACCCCUCAGCCAGCUGCUGAGUGCACUAGAUUGGGUGAGAAACAACUGCAAGACUCCAGGAGGAAAGGGGAGAACCCUGCGCUGUCUCAGCUCCACCCUGCCUUCUUGUCUGAGCUACGCACAGUUAUGAGGGCCAUCCACAGCAAUGUUCCUCCUCAAGAAGUCCCGAGCGGACUCACAAUGGUGCCUCUCGGCCUGUCGGGUCAAGAAGCAGGUGAAGGGUGUGAAGGUCACCCCUCAGUUCAUGGCCACACCACCUCAACCAACGGAUGUCCUGACUCUACAGACACAGAGAGCACAGCUGAAGAGCACAGCACAAGGGCUGCAGCACAAAUAAGUACCUCCACCAACAACCAGCACCUCCCCGACCAAACCCUUGGACUGCCCCACAGCCUUCCCACCUCCAGCCCCAGCCAGGCCAAAGAGAUGGACACAGAGUGGGACAGGGUGUGUCCUGCUCCUCCCAUCCCUGUGAAAAGGAGCGGCGGCUCACCGUUCCCAUCCAGAGAAACAGUGCAGGUGCUGGACAGGGAUGGCCAGCGCCUACGCUCCUUCCACUGUCGCCACUGCCACAUCCUCUUCCUGGAUCACGUCAUGUUCACUAUUCACAUGGGCUGUCACGGCUUCCACCAACCCUUUGAGUGCAACAUCUGUGGCCACCGCAGCCGGGACCGCUAUGAGUUCUCCUCGCACAUCAGCAGAGGAGAGCACCAGGUGCCCUGAGCAGAGCGGGUAAGAGUGAGAUGAGUGGACGUGACUGUUUUCCUCAAAGCGUUGUGGGCUCAUGUUUGUUCUGCACCAGAUCAUAUUUUGAAUCCCCAGUGUAAAAGUUAGAAUUUGAGGUUUUUUUCUGAUGUUAUCUAUUUCACGAGAGCAGAGAGCAGCAUUUAAAAGUUCAUGGCGGCAAAUGACAUACUACGAUUGAUUGCACUCUCUUAUUAAAUCAUCUGGCAAAAUGUGAUUUUGCUUCAAAAGUGCCUUCUUGGGGGGAUUCCCCCCAUACUGAAAAAAAAAAGAGUGGGAACAGGUGCUGACAAAUCUUGACUAGCCAUCUUUUCCUACGAUUUAAGUUGCUUUAUGGAGUACUGGUGUGCACAGGUAGUAAAGAAAGCAACGUGUUUACAUUUUAAGAAUUGCAUUUGGAGUGCUUAGGAUGCACUAUUUUAAUGGUUUUCAAAGUGUGAGGCAGGCUUCCUCUGGGGGGCGACAGUAGACUUCAAGGGAGGCACAGCAGCUUGAGAAAAAUUUGUAAAAAUCCAUUCAUUUUCAAACCUGCUGAGGUAACUUCAGUUAUGUUUAAAGGCAAAAUGAAUUUGUUGUAAUUCUUAUGGUGAGAGAGUAAACAGCCGUCUGGUGUGAGCAGAAAAUGCCACAGGCUUUGCUCCAGGAAAUCAGUUUUUCAGGUAGUAGUGGAGACCCCAAAUGCAUUAUAUUCUCGGAGGGAAGAUCACUGUACCAUACUUUGAAAACCCUGCACUAUGAGAUUUGUUUUGGUGGUGCAAGAUGGUGUCAGGUAAGCUUCAUAUGCACUGAGAGAGUUGUGCCUAUAGGUUUUGGGGGAGCUUUUGUCAGAGGAGAAAAGCUGAAAAGGACUGCCUUAACUAUGUCUUGUUUACAGUAUGUGAAAUCACAAACAAGAAUAUUUGCAACUGUGUACGGAGCCUGACCCAGGUACAUAGUGGGAAUUCUGUGAAACGAAGCUAAACCGUGAAGGUAGAGUAGCUUUUCUCUUGCAUUAAAUGCAAGGCUCGGAUAUAGAAUUAUGGAUUUUAAAGUGAGCCUUAGAAUACUGGUGCAGAUCAGACCAUGAGCCAUGAGGUGUACAAGAAGAACCCUGACCAUGUUGGCCCAGGUUUGCUUUUACCUUUACAGGAUUGCACCUGUAGAUUAUCUGCUUUAUAUAUGAAAAUGUCUUUGCCGAAGCACUUGAUGGCUUUUACUUUGUUGUGAUUGUUCUGCUGCACUGAAACUACUGCUGUAUACUCACAAUGAUCGGCCAUUUAAUUUGUAACAGUCAGCCUUUCUCAGAUUCCCACGGUGUUGCACUCGCUGUCGCACUCAAGUUGCUGCACUGACUGAAUUUGAUAUCAUUUUAGCUUAUGAGAUGCUGAGACUAAGGGGAACUUAAUUGGAAUCAAGACAAAUGUUUAGAAAUCAAGUCAGUUGGGUUAUAGUGAAUAUUUAAUGUUGCUUGUUUCAGCCGUGGUGUAUUUAAUCAGCUAUAUUCCAAAUCUUAUCCAGCAUAUUCCUCACGAGAUAUGUUACCUCCUGCUUCUUUAUAGCACCCAAAUACCUUAUUGCUACAGUACAGUGACAUUUCUGUUAUUCUUGAUUUUGGGAACACGUAUGAGACCAAACUCAGUAUUCUCAAUUUGUUAUUGUGGGUUUGCUGCUUUAAUAGUUGAACUUCCUUUCUUUGUAGAAUGUACUUGAGAUGGUUUGACAAAAAAUUACAAAACGAAACUGCACUUGGUUUGUGAAAGAAAGAGAGACACGUGCGUGAAUGGAAUACAGCAUGUGUGCUUGUCGCCACUCUGCUUCUACCUGAAUUGUGAAACUAUUUUUCAAAAUGUGAAGUGAAGAAGUGAAAAAUGAGGCAUGGAUUUGUGUGUCUUUGUGUGAUCUUUUAAUGUUAUAUGAUAUUUUGUGAGUGAUGUAACAUGACAAAACACUUUACCUCAAAGUUCAACUUGUUUAACUGCCUCAUUACUUCAAAAAGUCCUGUUGCUUUCCAAGAUGUUCCUGCAGUUACAAAUGCGUCGCCCUCGUUAUUCUGGAAACUUUUUACUGUUAAUAAAGUUAAGUUUAUUGAUAAAAUGAUUCCCCUUACUUUCAUCAAAGUGCAUGUUCUCUGAAAAUGAACUAUGCGCUGAUGUUUUGAGUGUGCCC